Molecule: messenger RNA, 1494 nt
Organism: Trypanosoma cruzi
Lineage: Eukaryota; Euglenozoa; Kinetoplastea; Trypanosomatida; Trypanosomatidae
Exons: 1
Coding region: 1-1494 (497 amino acids)
Source: RefSeq, a predicted model, not a curated record
AUGAGUGCUGACCGCGUCUUUUUAGAGGGCAGCGGCGCUCCAUCGUUAGAGCUGCAUGUCGGUGGGGCACCGCUUGCCGAAGUUCUGGCAGACAUGAUGCGGCUGAUACGCUCUCAGCAGAAGGAAUUGGAGAGCCUGCGUCGUGACGCGGAGGAGAGGAUUUACCGUAACGAGUGCGGUUUGAAGAAACACGACGGCGUUCUGGAGAGCUUCGCCGAGGACCUGCAAAUUCAUGUGCGUCCCAUCAACUACAACGGCCAGCCUCCCAUGCCAACGAUGGCGGAUGCCGUGGCAAAUGUGGAGUGUCGUCUUUGGCGGGUGGAGAGAGAGAAGAAGUUUUAUGCUGCUGCGCGGCUUAGUGAGGUGACGAGGAAAAAGUUAAUGGCUGCGUUCUAUAGUCAAUGGUGGCUUCUUCGGAAAUUGCGAGCCAAAAGUCACUUUUUAUUGAAAGAGACACAGAGGGAAAUUUGGCGACGAUACAUGAGGAAGUGGAGCCGCUCUCUUGCUCUCCGGAGGAGGCAGGCUGCCUGGCGGCGUCAUCUCAUGGGAUUGACUGCGGCACAUGGGCGUCGAAUCAUGAUGUGUUAUUGGUGCAAAUGGGUUCAGGUAGUGGCGUUCAAAUCGCAGGCUCGCGCAAAUCGGCGCAUUUCCGCAUACGACAUUUCAGACACGAUGCUUCACAUAACUUGUCGCGGCAUUGCGCGCCGUUAUCUGUACGCCUGGGCACAAUUUGUGGCGGCCGCAAGGGAUGCAAGGUGCCGGGCCCGGGAGGCCCUGUGGCUGGAGCAAAAAACUGCUCGAAUACUGGCGAGGCGCUACUUUGAGAGGUGGCUUGACGCACAUCGGUGGUGUAGACUUCCCCUUAUGCGUCUGAAGGCGUUAGAUGCGUUGCGAGUGAAGUUGUCUCGCGGAUUGGCGCGUUCUUUUUUGAGGGCAUGGCAAGAUUUCGUUCGGAAUCGAUGUGAACGACGUCGUGUUCUUCGUCUUAUUCCCCAUUUGCAUCACGCAAACCUCGCUGCAUUGGCGCGACGUUACUUUUCUCGCCUCUAUGCUUUUAGGUUUGUAUGCCGCGAUGCACGUGUGGUGGAAACGCUGGAGCAACGACUGAAAACACUUAGUGAACGAGCCGAUGGGCUUCAGCGACAGCUGGAUAUGGGCCUGCAUACGUUGGCACAUACCAAUAGUGUCCUUGCACGUGUUGUGGAUACAGUUAUGGUUGCUGGGGAGCCGCGCGACGCUCUUCAGGCCUUUUUACAGGGAGACACGAUGAUCUCAGUCCCCACAGUACCUUCCGUGGAAGAAAAAAGGAGCCAACAAGGUGCCUCUGCUCCCUCACUUUCUCCUAAUUCCCGCCGUCACGAGGAGUCGGCGUCCUCGACAGGACGGGAACGACAACCAACAGACGAGCACCGUUGCGUCAGUGCAAGCGAGAUGCUUCAAAACCUGCGUGUACGUCUGGAAAAGACGUACAAGAUGGCUGGGGGUGAACCGUAG